Molecule: messenger RNA, 1710 nt
Organism: Salarias fasciatus (jewelled blenny)
Lineage: Eukaryota; Metazoa; Chordata; Actinopteri; Blenniiformes; Blenniidae
Product: LIM/homeobox protein Lhx8-like
Exons: 8
Coding region: 107-1087 (326 amino acids)
Biological process (GO): regulation of transcription by RNA polymerase II; forebrain neuron development; neuron differentiation
Cellular component (GO): nucleus
Molecular function (GO): DNA-binding transcription factor activity, RNA polymerase II-specific; RNA polymerase II transcription regulatory region sequence-specific DNA binding
Source: RefSeq, a predicted model, not a curated record
GUCUGGAAGUCACAGGGCAAAGAAACAAUUCUGGAACAGCUUGCUGUGGAUUAAGAACUGGUAGACAUUCCCCAUCAGCUGCUGCUGUGGAACAUCUGGCUAAGAGAUGAUGGAAAUGUUCAACUGCCUCUCCAACAGUGUGGGAUCUUCUGGGCCUGAUGACCUUUUCGAAGAUGACUCCUAUUCUCCGUCCUCUCUGUCCUCCCUCUCCUCCUCAUCUGUCCCCACCGUGGAGGCCCUGCAGGGGAAAAGCCUCUGCACCGCCUGUGGUCUGGAUAUAGUGGACAGAUACCUGCUCAAGGUAAACAACAUGUGCUGGCAUGUGCGUUGUCUCGUGUGCAGUGUUUGUGGGACAUCGCUGGGGCGACAUGUAAGCUGUUAUAUCAAAGACAAACAAGUUUUCUGCAAACUCGACUACUUCAGGACGUAUGGGACACGUUGUGCUCGAUGUGGUCGUAACAUCCAUUCAAAUGACUGGGUACGUCGCGCAAAAGGCAGCACCUACCACAUGGCAUGUUUCUCCUGCAGCUCCUGCAAGCGCCAGCUGUCCACUGGGGAGGAGUGUGGCCUGCUGGAUAAGAGAGUCUUCUGCAUGCCACACUACGAAAUUAUGUUGGAGAAUCUCAAACGAGCCAAAGAAAACAUGGACAACGAGGGGGAUAAAGAUGAUUCCAGCACAAAGUCCAGGCCCGCUAAGAGAGCCAGGACCAGCUUCACAGUUGAACAGCUUCAGGUGAUGCAGACCCAGUUUGCUGAAGAUAACAACCCAGAUGCCCAGACUCUGCAGAAACUGGCAGACAGGACUGGACUCAGUCGUAGGGUUAUUCAGGUUUGGUUUCAAAACUGUCGCGCUCGUCAAAAGAAACACGUCAACCCAAGUCCCGCAUCUUCAGUCAUGAUGUCUUCGUUUAAUCCUGGUUCCAUGGCAGCACCGUGCAUGGAUGAUCUGCAGUACACAACCUUUAUGUCUUCAGAUGCACCGCUGCUCACUGCGUUGACUUUCAUGGAAGUCCAGUCUCCAGAAACGGUUAUGCUUCAGCCUCUGCUUUCCCAUUCAAUGACAGCGUUGCCGGUCAGCCAUGCCUGAUGUUCACAACUGAAGCUGAUUGAGGACGAUGUGCAAAUCUUUAUUAUUUAUUGGAAGAUCCUCUGAGGAUACAUCAAACUAUAUUUAGCUAAAUUUUUACUGCUGCCACAUGUGUUGAUGACAUUUAAAAGUACAAUUUAAGUUAGAACAUUAAUUUAAGUCUAACAUUUAUGAAUGAGAAGAUCAAAAUGACUUGAAAAUAUUGAGAACUGUAACAUGAAACUUUUGUUUAUAUGUAUAUGCAACCCAUUUGUAUAUAAUUUUUUGAGCUUUGUUGUGAAGUUUUAAGGUUUUUUUCAAGACUACUGAAGAAUUCAUUGGUUGGGUUAUGCAAAAAAUUAAAUCCAUGAGAGAUGGUACAUUAAGGGAGCAAGUCUCCAGUUUCCUUUAGUGUUAAUAUCCACUUAUUAUAUAUGUUACAUUUAUGCACACAUAAGCACUACUCCACAUGCAGUGCCACAGAGUUUGACACAUUCACCUGGUGAAGUUGAAUGAAUUUUUCUUUAGAUAUGGUGAAGUUUGUACUGGCAUGGAUAAAGUAUUAAAUGUUCUGAGUUCUGAAAUGGUUGUAAAUAUUGAAUUCCUUCCUGUAUGAACUGAAUUGCACACUGGGAAUAAAUGUU